CAUUAUUUUUUAAUAACACAUUUGCAAGCAACAAAUCGCACUUUGUGUCGUACAAAGAAACUGUUUAUCGUGUCAAUAAUUUAAAAUGGCGUUGUUUUAUUCCGUUGCGUUGAUAUAAGGAAAAUAUUAAUUAAUAAAUAUUUUAUACAUUGUGGUAACAUACUUUUCUGUAGAAUUAAAUAAUGGCAGAUCCACAAGUGGCUCAUAAAGAAGUGAUGGACGAAAUAGUGAAUAGAAAAAAAUUAGGUGAUAAAAAGUCUCAUUCGGAAACAUCGCUUCAAAAUUUAGAAGAUGUUGACGAAAGUGUUAUAAUAGACGCUGGGAAAGAUCCUGGGGUAGUAAACAAGACUCUUAACGGUGUUGCAAAUGAAGAUGACGGGGGUGACAGGCGGCGGACGAUGUCGACGCCUGGCCCGGUGUCGGGCAGCCUGCUGACGGCGACCGCAGCGCGGGCCGCACGCCGCCGCCCGCCCCGCAGCGUCAUGUACGCGCCAGACCUGGAGCGCACUGAUUCUACCAGUAAGAGAGAUGACGAUUCGAUUUUAGGAACGCCAAUAGGAGAUCGAAAUAGUGCUAGUCCAGUAUUAUAUAAUGGCAAUAUUCGCAAUAAUGGAGAUGCGAAAUCUUUAAGUAACUAUCGUGCAUAUAACACGCUAAAUGACGUGCGCGGUGGUACCACUCCUAGGAAACGCUCCGUGGCCACCAUGGACGCGCAGUCUCUACGCUCAGUGGAUACACACGCUCCUCCGCCAACCAGCCCAGAAGAUAACAAGCGUCUUACGUUGAAAUAUAUGUCGUUAAUAUUGAGCGGUAUGUACGCAAUACUGCUGGUGACAUUGGGAGUUAUUUUCAACCUCGCUGAUCCUUUUGUGGAUAUGCAUUUAGCUACGAUAUACUCAUUAAUUUUAACGGGCAUUGGCUUUCUUUACAUGUUGUUUUUACUUAUUGAUAUUGGUAGAUACAAAAGUAACGCUCUACAAAACCAAAAAGCCAAAGAAAUACACGAAGAGAAGCUUUCCGAAUAUUAUAGGAAACGAGAAGAAGAGUUCGGACCAAUAAUAGCGGGAGACCGCACGCCCGAUAGUUACCGAUCACUGAAAAUACCAUCCGCAUUGCUCGUGUCACUGAAACAUGACUAUUGCUUCAGCCAGGGCCGGCACUCGGGGAGUUUUUACCUUAAAUUGGGAGCUGCCGGUUUUGCCCUGGGACAUCUUGUGCAUUCAGUCCUGUUGAUCACUUUACAAACGAAUUAUUAUCUUGACGACAACAUUAAUAAUGAAGACUGCGUCGACGUACUACGACUUGUUCUCGACGUCGUAAAUCCGUUGUAUUCUUUCGUUCAACUAUAUUUUAUUUUUAAAUAUUCCAACGUGAUUGUCUUACGAGGGCAGGGUUUAGCGCAUUUCGGUUUUAUGCAUAUGAUUGGCAGUAGUCUUUGUUUUUGGAUUGCGACUAUUGUUCGAGAAACAGUGUUAGCGUUGACACUAUAUGCAAAUUCGAAAUAUGGCAAUCGAACAAACGGUUAUGAUGCUGAAGUUAAUAUAGAACCAGUGUUUACAUCAGCAGAGAGUCGUAUUUUCGACAUCAGUGAUCUGUACAACGAACAUUGUCAGGGAUCCGGCGCUAUAUCAUCUGUAUUUGAAAGUGUAUCGCCUUAUUUGUACCCAUUUAGUGUUGAAUUCAAUAUUCUUAUAGUCGCGGUAUAUUAUAUAAUUUGGAGUAACAUCGGUCACUGUGAGAACCCAGAUGGAGACAAAAGCGAAUCAAAUUCAAGCUUAGGCGAGAACUAUUCAGUGUGCAAGAUACCAACCGCAAGUGAGGAGAACGAUUAUACAAGCAAUAUGGUUAUUUAUGCGGACUGCCAUGCUUCGAACCGCGGACUUUUUAUGGGCUUAGUCAUAAUUGUUAUUGUUGUGGGAAUGCUCAUUAUUGGGUUCGUCUUCAGCAGUGUUGGCGAUAAUUUCCUGGAAGUGGGUUACCUCCUUAACAGCUGCACGAAGCUGGGCCUGCACGUGAUAAUGCUGUUCGCUGCAGUCAUAGCUUACAAUCAAACGAUCAAGCUGGACAUAAACGAACAUCCAAUCUCCUUGCUGGACGAUGUUCUACUAUUCAUAUGCCUGCCAGCUUUCUUCCUAGAGUCAGUGCUGUCACUGGCCGCUACAGUAUCAGUAGCAAACAUUAUCAAAUCCAUCGAUUUCGUAGUAAUGGUGGUGCAAGUAAUCAUACAGACAUUCUUGUUAGUGGACGGUCUUCGCCGCUGCAGUAACAGCAGAAAACUACGAAGAACGAAGCCCGGCCGAGAGCUAAUGAUGUUCAUGAUCAUUGCCAACGUAGCAAUGUGGCUACACUACUCGUUCUCUUACAAAUCACCAGAUAGUUUGGAUGAAAGAUACGAAUUCUAUGGUAAAAUACUAUGGAGUAUACUCGGCCAUAUAUCUCUACCACUGAUAAUGUUCUACCGAUUCCACUCCAGCGUUUGUUUUGCUGAUAUAUGGAAUUCAGCGUAUAAACCUGGUUCGGAUCAUUAAAAGUAUAAUAGAUAGAUUAGUUAAAAUAUUUAUACGUUAUAAAAGUUAAAUAAAUUAUAGUAAGACAUAUAAUAAAUAAACUAAUGAUAAUCG
Papilio polytes (common Mormon) is the source of this 2621-nucleotide messenger RNA. Its product is annotated as otopetrin-2-like. Gene Ontology annotation, cellular component: membrane. The record is from RefSeq and is a predicted model, not a curated record. Bases 183 to 2528 code for a protein of 781 amino acids. Lineage: Eukaryota; Metazoa; Arthropoda; Insecta; Lepidoptera; Papilionidae. Gene Ontology annotation, biological process: proton transmembrane transport. Gene Ontology annotation, molecular function: proton channel activity. The transcript is spliced from 15 exons.